This is a messenger RNA of Linum trigynum, 4266 nucleotides long. NCBI's taxonomy places the organism in Eukaryota, Viridiplantae, Streptophyta, Magnoliopsida, Malpighiales, Linaceae. The record is from the annotation of a GenBank genome assembly.
UCUCUCCGCUUUCUUAUUUUCUCUCUCGCUUUUCGGGUUCCUACAUCGAUUCUCUCUAUAACUAUACGCAACAGAAGAAUCCUUUCUCUCUCACUUUUUUUCUCUCGGCGGGCCUGAUUCUCCGCCGAUUCUAGGGUUUUCCAUUUCCCUCUCUCUGCUGCCUCCGGCUGAGCGUAGCUCGGUCCACCACCGACACCCCCUCCUCUUCCAACUCGCUUCCGUCCGGCUUUAGGUACCGUUCGCCGAUUUCGUUUCUUGUUUCUAUUCCUCUCUUGCAUUCGUCGGCGGAGGUGGAGUUUCCUUACGGACCUCGCCGAGUUCGAUUUUUCUCGUCUAUUUUAUGUUCUGUUACGUUUUUCAACGAUUCCGAGCACCGCCGCUCUUUGACUUUCUCGGCUCGAGUGAUUUUAUUGAUUUCUGCCGUUUCUUUGUUAUUGAAGGUAUACCUGCAUUCCGGCUGCCGCCUUCCUGUCGCCGGCGGGAUCUAAAUUCUCGCCUCUCGUUUUAGGUGCGUUAUUCUUCGUUUCUUGAUAGGUUCGGUUUGGUUCCCGCUGGUAUAUUGUUGCUAUGGAAAAUGUAUUGAUUUCAUUUCCUCCAUUAUUUGACAACUGAUUCUAUACGCGUUUCAUGGCUGCACAGUCUUCUCCCCGUGUUCAUGGCGUCUUUUUCCUUUUUCUUUUUUUUCCCCCUCUCCCAGCAGUUGCAGAUUCAUUGUACGGUUUUAAUUGUUUCUAUUUGACCGAUUGUUAAUUAAGUUCACGGGACUUAAGUUUGGCGGUUUUGCCGUUUUUAUUUUAUUUCAAUCUCUUUCAGCUUUUCCUAACCGUGAAAAGCAAGAUAGCUGCUUCGAUAUUGACGCUUAUUGUAUUGUCUCGUUCCCAUCAUGGAGCUGUGUUAUUGAUUGAUUAGUCCUUGAUUUUGUUUAUAUCCUUGAUUUUUUUCCUUAAAACGAAUUUUAGUUUUUUCAUGGUCUCAUCACCAUUUAUUCUUCAAUUACUCAACCCUACAUAACUUUAGUAUGGACAUAUGUCAAUUUCCACAAGUAAUUGUGGAAUCUUGACGUGGACCAAAUCCAAUAAACCUGCUAGUUGGCGGAAUUUCAUGGAUAUUAAAGAAAAAACCCUUGAUGGAAGCAUGUCCCUGCACCAUAAUGUUCUUUCUUCUCUUCUUUUUCAUUUAAGUGUUUUUUUAUAUAUAAAUUCUCUUUUCAUUUCUACCAUUGAAGAAUAUGGAGCUGUAUAUAUAGCACGGCAGAAUGUGUGAUAGCAACAAACACAUGAGUGAUUUCUUGGCGUACUUGAGAAAUUUUUUUCUGCAUUCAAUAUGGUUCAUAUCAUCUGUGAAUCCAUUUUUAGGCAUUGGGUCCAUGUUCGUAAAUGAUUCCCAUGCUCAUCAUGGUAGGCCCGUCUUGUGUGGUUGCAUAUGGUAUGCCUGCAUCCCACUAUUGUGGGGCUCCAAAGCUUUUUAUGUAAACAAACCAUGAAAGAAAAUUUCUAAUAAUUUCUCUACCAGACAUCCUAUUUGUGGGCCUAGUUUUAAAGCCACUCAGUGUUUCUCCAACAUGUGUAUAUAUAUAUUUUUGUUGCUCGUUCAUUCCUUUCCAAGCUGUGGCAGAUUCACAAUCUGUGUGUACGUAUGAUUCUUUUCUCUCUUGAGCUGUUCGUUUAAUGGUACUCAUUUAGCACUAGAUGCAUUUUCAUCAUACUUUCUACCUGAACAUGGGGCAUGUUGCUUACCCUUUUAUUACUAGACGACCCUUUGGAGUUGGGUUGGUUGGUAUGGGAGUAAUGGCUUCUCUACUCUACUCUACCGGUAUCUAUGUGAACAGUAAUUUACCUGCCUCUUUCAUGAAUUACUUUUUGACCGGCAAGAAUGAUGAGUUUACAGUAGGAUUUUCUUUUUGUACUGAGGCUGUUAAAGCUCAAGUUGGCAAGGGUCAAGGCUGGUGCAUGAGAAAUAUGGAAAUGGAGCACACAGUUUUGUCUAAUGUUUUGCGUUUCCCUGAAAAUGACUAUUUCAUGGUUGUGAUUACUACUGAGCAAGAAAAGUAGAAAGGGCUAUGAAAGGCCAUGGAAGGUGGAUCAAUAUGUUCUUUAUGAUUUUCAUAACUUUAUGAUUUUAUAUUCUGUUCUUUGCGGACUAUCAAGUUCUUUGUUGGUAGAGCCUGGAAUGAUUUUGCUGUUUGGUAAUCAUUGCAGAAGCUUGAAGAUUUCAAGGGGCCCUGAAUUGUGGAAUCGCACAUAAUCUUCCAUAGUAUUCUCGAACGCAGUUUUAUUUACUUCUCAACUAAUACGCUGAAAAGGAGAUGAGACCAUUUAGGUAACAUCUAAAUACGUCGAAUCUGUUCACCGUUUUGGGAAUUUUAUUGUAUCUUACUAGCCUUGUUAUUCAGUAUACUAGAGUUCUGCCAUUGAUGGACUGCUUGCCGAGCAUCUGUGACAAGAAAUCCUUGAAGAGGUGGUUUUUCAUUGACAAGACGGUUGGGUGAACUAGUUUUCAACUGUCAAGUACUAAUUUUUCGUGGAACUCCAAGGGUUGGAACUGUUGGCUUAUUUGAUCUGUAUACUCAAAAGCCGGGCUCACGGAUCCUUGUGAGAUGGACCUUAAAACAAAUCACGCUGCUCCAGUUCUCACUGAUUCUGCACCCAUAGCCCAGUCAAGGUUGCACUCUUCCUUGUUACAUUGCACCACCGCCUCUAGAGCAGCAUUCUCGCCAAAUCUGUUACUAACUGUUCCAAGGAAGAAAGCUGGGUUACUGGAUGAUGUACGAUCCAGCAGCUGGCUGGAUGCUAUGAAAGCAUCCUCACCACCUCCUAAGAGGGUAACCAAGGAACAGAACAAUGAUCAUACAUCACCUGAUGACAGCGGCUACUCUAACUGGCUGCUUAAAUAUCCGUCAGCUCUAGCAUCAUUUGAGCAAAUUGCAAACUUUGCAAGAGGGAAACGGAUAGCAUUGUUUCUGGAUUACGAUGGGACUCUUUCACCCAUUGUCGACAACCCUGACUGCGCCUUUAUGUCUAAUGAUAUGCGAUCCGCUGUCAAAAAGGUUGCCAAAUAUUUCCCAACAGCCAUAAUCAGUGGAAGAAGUCGUGACAAGGUGUACGAGUUUGUAGGUCUAACUGAACUAUACUAUGCCGGUAGUCAUGGGAUGGACAUAAUGAGUCCCGUUAGGGAAUCGGCUCCUGCUGACUAUGCAAAUUCUAUACGGUCCACUUGCAAGCGGGGUAAAGAAGUUAAUCUGUUCCAGCCUGCUAGUGAAUUUCUACCCAUGAUUGAUGAGGUGUUCAAUUCCCUUGUGGAGAGCACUAGAGACAUAAAAGGAGCUAAAGUUGAAAACAACAAAUUCUGCGUCUCCGUACAUUACCGAAAUGUAGAUGACAAGUAUUGGGACGCGGUGGCGCGCUCUGUAGACAAAGUGAUUAAAAACUAUCCGAAGCUACGGCUGACACACGGAAGAAAGGUUCUGGAGGUGCGACCUGUAAUUGACUGGGACAAGGGGAAGGCUGUGACAUUUCUUCUCGAAUCUCUCGGCCUGAACAAUUGCGAUGACGUUCUUCCAAUUUACAUUGGAGAUGACCGGACUGAUGAAGAUGCAUUUAAGGUGUUGAGGGAGAGGAGGUGCGGCUAUGGGAUUUUGGUGUCAUCUGCGCCCAAGGAAAGCAAUGCAUAUUACUCCCUUAGAGAUCCAUCUGAGGUAAUGGAAUUUCUCAAGUCGCUGGUGAUGUGGAAGAAAGUGAAGUGCUCUAUCGGUAGUGAAGUACUCUGAGUAGUUCGUUUAUUGUUCUUAAGCAAAAGAGUAGUAGAAUAUGAAGAAAAAAGAAACGAAAUGAUAUUAUAUUAUAUAGAAGAGAAUACGCUGACAUACUACGUAAGUUCGCAUACACUACGUUGUGAAGAAGGUGAAGGAGAAGAAGGAAAGGAAGCGAGCCGUAUAAGUUGUUUGUUUGAGCAGCAGCAGCCUUCAACGGCGGUUUUGUGGAGUGGCUAGCGGGAAUACGACGGCGGCUUGUCUCUCUGGUGGAGGUUCAGAUGGCAUGCUUUUAUGUUGCUCGUAACUUGGCGAUCUUAAUUCAUUUUGCUGUUCGUUUGGGGGGGAAAAGGAAGUGUAUAUUCUAUUCUUUUUUUCUUAUUAUCAUUUCUUUGUUGCUAAUGACGUUGAUUCGGUAAUAUAAUUAAUUGUUUCUUUCUAAGGGUGUUGGGAUUCAGUGGCCGGAGGCAGGGUCUUUUGGCCUUGUCCCGGGACAGGAGUAAAUUUCGAUGGAACAA